UGUAGUUUGAAUGUGUGUGCUGGUGUGGUCCUGCGCUCAAGAUAUUCUCCUACUAUUGUUGUCAUAAUCCUGAGUCGCCUAAGUUCGUCGGUCGUUGUCAUCCUCGCCGUCUUUGUGUGUCGCGUGCUCCCGAAAACGUUUAAUUCCUCGUCCUUCGGAUACGUUGUACACGGCGCAUACACAGUAAUAGUUGCUGUUACCAGUUACUAUCGUACGGGUGCGUGCACCCCGCCAAACAUUUUCCGCCGUCGGUCAGUUUUCUUAGCUAGGUCGUUUCUGCUUCCGAGUUUCUCUCGUGGUGCUGGGCCGAUCGCGUGUCAGCGAUUCGCAGUGCAACUUGGUAGUGCAGUGCCUGUUGAGUCGGUCAGAUGAUAAACACGAGCAGAUGUAAUGGAGGUGCAUGCACCGUGGUGAUGCCAAAAGCCGAGUGCCGGAUGGUCAACGGCGGUAGCGGAGGUGGAUACGUGAACCGUUGCGAGCAAGCGCUCGAUGACAAAAACGAAAUGGUCCUGGCCACGUCCAAGAUAACAGGUAACGGUGACCAGAUAGUGGCUACUGUCACUAACAAUGGUACCUAUUCGUCGUCAAACACCUCCGAAGUGGUCUCCCUUCAGGUACAUAAUAUGGCGCUUGAUGAAAUCAAGAAAAUGAAUGAAAAGAUUAAACAGAUGUCCGAGGAAAUAUAUUACUGGAAACGUAAAGUAGAAGAAUUUGAAAAACACUCUACUAAUAAUGUAAGUGCAGCUAGAGAUGAUCCCUUAGAUGUACUCCCGUUUACACCUGUAUCUUCGACAUGUUCAUCUGGUAUGGGUGAUAUGAGUACAGUUGAACUACAAGAAGUUAAACCUAGAAGACGUAGGAACCGACAAGUGGCCAAUAAAUUACCCAACUCCAAUCCAUUAGAGCCUAGCCAGAUAAAACGACAAAGAACUAGGAGUACUCGUGCAAAAUCAAAUGAAUCAGGUUCAGGUAAAAUGCAGGAGUUUUCUUUGAUCACAGCAGAUAAUGCGUAUUACACAUGCUUAGGAAAUUAUGAUCCUGUAAAAGAUGAACCCAUUUCUGAAAACUCUAAUAGUAAUUUAGAAAUUCCUAGUUGGAGGAUUAAACCAUACUCAAGUUGGUAUUCAAUGGAAGGUACUGAAAAUAUGUCUGAUGAUAUUUUUGAAAACAGGCAUUCUAGACUUGAACUAAGCGAACGUAAAAGAAAAAGAUGGGAUAUGCAACGACUGAGGGAAUUAAGACGAAUAGAAUAUUUGAAAGAAGGGCGCAAUAAACAUCAUUCGCAGAAAUCUAAUGAAAAAGAUAAACAGGAAUUAAUAACUUUAUUGCCAAAUCCUGUAAAUAUUAAGGCAAUUGAAAUAACUGAUAAUUUACCUGUAUCUGCAUUUGGAAGCAAUUUACAUGUUAAAAAAAAUCUUAAAUUGUUUAAAUUUACUCAUAGUCAAUGGUGUAAUGAUGGGUCUAAAAUACCACUAGAACAAAACAAUGUGCGAGGACUUCGUUCUUCAGGCCGUAUACAAAUUUUUGACUCAAUGUAAAUGUUUAUUUACAGUUAAGUUUUUGAGACAAAUAUAAAAGAUCUGGAAUCUUUCACUUCAAGUAUAUGAUAAUUUAUUAAGUAUCAUAAAACAGUUAUUAUAUGUAUAAAAUACAACCAGAGAAUAAUAAAUUUACUGUUGUGAUAUUUAUCUAGUAUUUAGGUAACAAUACUGUCUGUUAAGUUAUUUAU
Messenger RNA from Sipha flava (yellow sugarcane aphid), 1729 nucleotides. RefSeq names its product male-specific lethal 1 homolog (gene msl-1). The record is from RefSeq and is a predicted model, not a curated record. The transcript is spliced from 6 exons. Gene Ontology annotation, cellular component: MSL complex. NCBI's taxonomy places the organism in Eukaryota, Metazoa, Arthropoda, Insecta, Hemiptera, Aphididae. The coding region runs from base 369 to 1538 and encodes 389 amino acids.